AUGACAUACAACAUCACCGAGAAAGAGACGCAGCCAAAAACUUGGUGCCAUCUCAACGGCAGCCCGUCGGAGAUCCUCGACCGAUACUGCGUUUCCGAGCUCUGCCAGAGCUGGCCGGUAUACCGCGAUGCCUCAGAAUGGCGGAACUACCGCGAUGCAUUCGUCAAAGAUGGCGCGUUCGUUUUCACGACAUGGAGCGGCGGCCUGUCAAUCGACGAUUUCAUUUCGACCUCAAUCGAGGGCCGCGCGAACGGCGAUUUUAUCAUGCACCGUGUUAACGGUGUGCUAGUCGACCUCAAUCCGAAGAAUGACCGUGCCGUGGGCAAGAUGAAGGCGACCAUCACGCAACGAUUUCACUUUGACGGGGUUGACUUUGACGUCGAGUGCGACUGUCGCUUUAUCAACUUCUGUCUGAAAACAGACGGCCAGUGGAAGGUCGUUUAUAUCAAGCUCUUCUAUGAGAAGGAUCAAAUGGUACCCGUCGACGGUCAGAAUGUGCCGAGCUUUGGACGCGAUGAGUUAAGCCAGUAUCCAGCCGGGUACCAAUACCUUGCGGCGGCCCAGAAGCGCUUGGGACACCCUAUCCUGGAUGACCUUCCCACAAUGAACAACGCUGCCUUCUUCAAGCUAUACGAGGCCAUGGAUGCGUGGCUUGAGGGCCGUCAUGUCAGUGACCUCCUGCAGAUUCCGAAGGAUGCAUCGCCGCGAUAUUAA
This is a messenger RNA of Aspergillus mulundensis, 714 nucleotides long. RefSeq names its product nuclear transport factor 2 family protein. The transcript is spliced from 2 exons. NCBI's taxonomy places the organism in Eukaryota, Fungi, Ascomycota, Eurotiomycetes, Eurotiales, Aspergillaceae. The coding region runs from base 1 to 714 and encodes 237 amino acids. The record is from RefSeq and is a predicted model, not a curated record.